GGCAGUGCCGGGCCGGGGCAGCGCUGCCGUGCUCGGGGGCUGUAGUGUGGGUGUCCCUUCCCCCGGCCCCGUCCCCUCCUCCCCUGCGGGCCCCCGGCAGCGCCCCCGCAGAUGGGCUUGGGCUGGAGCAGCGCGGAGGAGCGGCGGCCCCUCCUGCCGCAGCCGCCGCAGCAGCCGCGGCCGCAGCCGCGGGGGCCGGCGGGGGUCCCGGCGGGGGUCCCGGCGGGGCGGCUGCCGCCGCUGUCGGGCCGGGUGUACGGGCGGCGGUGGCUGGUGCUGCUGCUGUUCUCGCUGCUGGGCUUCGCGCAGGGCCUGGUGUGGAACACCUGGGGCCCUAUCCAGAACUCGGCCCGCCUGGCCUUCGGCUUCAGCGGCUGGGACAUCGCCCUGCUCGUCUUCUGGGGGCCCAUCGGCUUCGCGCCCUGCUUCUUCUUCAUGUGGCUCAUGGACAAGAAGGGUCUGAGGGUAACAGUGUUACUAACAUCAUCCCUCAUGGUAUUGGGAGCUGGCCUGAGAUGUGUUCCAGUUUCAGACCCAGAAAUUAGGAAAAAGCUGAUCCACGGCGGGCAGCUGUUGAACGGGCUGGCGGGGCCCACGGUGAUGAACGCCGCUCCCUUCCUUUCCACCACCUGGUUCUCCCCGGACGAGCGCGCCACGGCCACGGCCAUCGCCUCGCUGCUCAACUACCUGGGCUCCGCCGCCGCCUUCCUGGUGGGGCCGCUGGUGGUGCCGCCUCCCAACGGCACGGCUCAGCUGGCGGCGCCCAGCAACACCCAGCACAUCAAGGACCGCAUCGAGGCCGUGCUCUAUGCAGAAUUUGGAAUGGUUUCCCUGAUAUUUUCUGCAGCGUUGGCCUACUUCCCCUCGCGCCCUCCAUUCCCCCCCAGCGUGGCUGCAGCGAGCCAGCGGCUCAGCUACAGGAGAAGUUUUUGCAGACUCUUAAGCAAUUUCCGAUUCUUGAUGAUUGCUUUGGCCUAUGCGAUACCACUGGGUGUUUUCUCUGGCUGGUCUGGUGUUCUGGAUUUGAUAUUAACACCCAUUCAUGUAAGCCAGGUGGAUGCAGGCUGGAUUGGAUUUUGGUCUAUAGUUGGAGGUUGUGUUGUUGGCAUAGCAAUGGCAAGAUUUGCAGAUUUUAUCAGGGGCAUGCUGAAGUUCAUACUGCUGCUGCUUUUAUCUGGAGCAACAUUAGCAUCAACCUGGUUCACUCUCACCUGUCUUACUACUGUCACUCAUCUGCCUUUAACCACAGCUACACUGUACACAUCCUGCAUUUUGCUGGGCAUAUUCCUCAACAGCAGCGUACCAAUAUUCUUUGAGCUCUUUGUGGAGACAGUCUACCCUGUUCCAGAAGGAAUAAGCUGUGGAGUUGUCACCUUUCUGAGUAAUGUGUUCAUGGGAGUGCUUUUGUUUUUCCUCACAUUUUACCAUACAGAGUUUUCCUGGUUCAACUGGUGCCUGCCAGGGUCGUGUCUGCUCAGCCUGCUCCUCAUCCUGUGCUUCCGCGAGUCCUACGACAGACUCUAUCUCGACGUCGUCGUCUCCGUGUGAUCACCCCGCACUGGUGAGGGCUUGGAAGAGACUGGAAGUCAGCUUUGCAGUCUGCACAUCUGCCUGGAUUUGCACAGCUGAACAGCAGAAAAACAAAGAAAUUUCAAGACUUAAUUGUGGCUUUAUUUAGAGAGGAUGAGGGAUGGGUCGUUCUUACGUUCAAGACCAUCUUGAUUUGCUAUAAAUGUGGAACUGGAGUGGUGAUGGUGACACCAAAUGCACAAAGAGAAUCUCUCUGCUGUCCAGGUCCCUGUGCAGGGCUGGGGCUCUCUGUUGAAGAGGCUGUUGAUGUAGCAGUGAGGUGUAUGUUGUGUGUGUGUGUCUGUGUGCUGACUCACGGUUAUACACACCAGGGUACCAGUAAUCUUCAGAGUCUUCUAUCAGAAUGAAAAUAGGGAAUAAUCUUAACAAAAGGAAAAAAAAUAAGAAAAGAAAACAAAAAUCUUUUCAAGAUCUCUUUAAAAUCACUAGUCAUUUAUAUGUUGAAUGUUCAUUAAACAUUUAAGCUAAUAUGAUUUGGUGCUUGUACACUACAUUUACAUUCUAAUAAAGUGGGUUCUGAUAUAAGACACUGGUACCAGGGUUUUUAGCCAUACUAAAUACCCCAAAUAAUACCUAAAUACCCCUGCAAAUAAUCCUUGCAGUGUUAUUAGAGGUGUAUGUUACCACCCUGGAGCACAAGUAAACAAUAGCUUUAGAUGCCACUGAAUCCCAAACCGCACCCACAGUCAUCUCUGAAAUGCCACCAUGGUUCUAUCUCCUGAAUAUGGAGCUUCUGUGGUGUACUGGAGUGUCACUCUAGGUAAAUGUUGCUGUUCUAAAGGCCACCACUGUGUCACGUUUCCAUCCUCCAUCUCCAGUACUGCCUUUUUUACUGUUUGUGCCACUGAAUACUGUGGGUGUGGAUGUCUGAAUCCUGCUAGUUCUCUCCUGAUACUCUAAGGUGUGUGUGGUUUUAGGAUUAGUUUAUGACUGAGGGUGCCUAAACAAUAUUGCUUGUAACCCAGGUCUGGAGAAAUCACUGUUUCCUAAAAAACCCCUUCCAGUUGAGGAGGUGCAUUGAUGGCGAAAUGACAAUGAUUUUGACAAUGAGUAACUCACAAAUUCUGGCAUGAUAUGGGAAAUUGAUGCCAGCUCUUUUUAUCAGUACUAAUCUGUGGUCGUUCUGGCCCUUACUUGAACAUAAAUAUUAAAGACACUUUGAAUAGUUUUUUAACUCAAUUUUUAAACCUGCUAAUGAUUUGUUAAUUAUAUUCUUAGAUUUCAGUUCAGCAUCAUUUAAAAUAUUUCUGUAUGUGUGUGUGUUCUGUGCUUUGUGUUACGGGGGUGUGUUUGUGUGUAUGGGGGCGUGCAUAUUUAUAUCAAUGUAUAAACAAAUAAAACUUAUAUAUAUAAGAUAGAUAUAUAUAUAUAUAUAAGUUGUGCAAGGGUAUGUGUUUCCCUAGGUUUACUCCAGGUGAUCCUGUCUAGGGAAGGUGAUGUGCCCUUGUUUGUAACCAAGCCAGUCACUGCCGUGAGUGGGAAUGCCUUGUGUGACAGGGAUUGUUUUCAGGGAAUGGUUUCCUCUCCUGGCAGUUCUGUGGCAGGGGGUGGGUGCAUGUGUUGGAGGAGGCUCUGCAUUUCUAGAAGUUGAAUCAAGCACCCUCUGCUCCUGUGUGGGGCUCUUCUUUGCCCCUGGGGCAACACCAACACGGUAAGCUCGCUCAAAUAAACCCAGAACUACCUUUCAGACACGGAUCUGUUCCUUCUGCCUGCUCUCCUUUUGCAGAGAGAAUACACCUCUAAGACUUAACUCAGGAGUGUCUCUGUGCAGUAAAAUAAAACAAGCUGUUCCCUGCUUUUAUGUUUUCAGAGCAAUUGAUGUACUUACUGUAGUAACUGAAAAUGGAUUUAGCUCAUUGCCUGUAUCAGCUCUAAAUAGUCUUUCCUGUCUUGAAGCAGGUUCUUUGUGGCAGUGGAGCUAACCUGCAUAGGGAAAAUUAAAUCAGUCCAACCAGCACAUUCAGAUCCACUGGCAUCAUCCCUUACUUUUCAGAUGAGUAGUGUUAACUGUCCAGCUUCUUUUUACUACAUUUUAGUGCCUGGAUUAAUUUCAGUAUCCACUAGCUGCUGCUACCUAUUGUCCCUGAAACGAGGGAUCGUUUGCCAAGAGACUGGAGUUGCAUUGUCAUGGCAGAACUGCAAGCUGGGAUGGCUCUUCAGAGCUCUGUUUCUGCAAUUUACUGUAGCUAUAUAAAGAUUAAAAUUGCUGUCCUGAGUGACAGAGAUUUCUAAUCCUUUCACUGUCCUGACUGUUUUAAGAUGGAGAAGCAUUUUACACAAUACUUAGACUACAACCUAUUAUUCCUCUGUUCCAGAAGGCAUCAAACAAUUCAAAAUAUUUGUCAGUGCUUCCAGGUGCAGGCUCUCCAUAGUCAGGGGAGAAGAGUGAACCUCUUGUUUCAAGCCCUGUUGAUUGUUUUUCUGAGUCAGAGUGAAUGGCUCACUGUGACUGAUGCUUUGGUAUCUGUUUCUCUGUGUGGUGAGUUGACUGUGGGUGGACACCACGUGCCCAGCAAAGCCACUCUGUCUUUGCCCUCCUCAGCUGGGCAGGGAAGAGAAAAUACAAUGGAAAGCUCAUGAGUUGAAGUAGUGACCAUCAUGGGCAAGACAGACUCAACUCGUGGACACUAGUUCAGUUUACUAACAAUCAUAUCACAGUAGGAUAAAGAGAAAUAAACCCUAAUCUUGAAACCACCUUUCCCCCAUCCCUCCCUUCUUUUCAAGCUUAACUUUACUUGUGGUUUUCUCUCCACCCUCCCCUCAGCAGCACAGGGGGACAGGGAAUGGGGGCUGUGGUCAGACCAUCCCACAUUUCAUCCCCUGGGGGCUCCUCACAUUCUUCCACUGCUCUAGCAUGGGGUCCCUCCCAGGGGAGACAAUCCUCCACGAAUUUCUCCACUGUGGGCAGAGACCUUUGGGAACAGUCCUGCCAGCUCCAGCCUGAGCUCCUCUCUCCAUCCUGCCAGGAGUCUGCUCCAGCAGGUUGCCCACAGCCUCCUUCGGGCAUCCAGCUGCAUGGCAGGGGGUUCUGCACAGGCUGCAGGUGGAUCUCUGCUCCCCAUGGGCCACAGGGACACAGCUGCCUCACCAUGGUCUGCAUCACAGGCUGCAGGGGAAUCUGCUCCAGUGCCUGCAGCAGCUCCUGGCCCUCCCUCUGCACUGACCUGGGUACCUGCAGAGCUACUCCUCUCUCCAGCUGUGCAGUAACUUCCAUUCCUUUCUCUGUUAUCCCAGAGGUGUUAUCACCGUGGCUGGUGGGUUCAGCCUUGGCCAGUGCCAGUGCUCCAUUUGGAGCCUGGCUGGGUUGGCUCUGUCCCUUAUGGGGCAGCUCCCAGAUGCUCCUCAUGGACACCAGCCCUGCAGCCCCUCACUGCCAGAGCCUUGGCAUGCAGAGCCCGUGCCCUGUGUCUGCCUGGCACUGCAGCUUGGUCUGAGUUACAGCCACCAGGGCCUCUGCACUGGAGCAGGGACCUUCUGCAGGGCUGGGCAGCCCAGCCAGGCCCUGCUGGAAACCUGCAUGGGGUUCACAGGCACUCUGCAGUCAGGGCUCAACCCGAGUUCCCAGCAGCUCUGAUGGAAAUCUGCCCACGUGAAAGUCUCAAAGGAUUGCUCCCAAAUUACUUGAAGUUGUGCAGGACAUGGUUGCAUUCUACACACACAGUGUUCAAGUUUUGGAUUUUAUUAGAUUAGCAAACCUGGCCUAGGAUGGAAAUGAGGAUUAUAAAUGUGCUUGCUGAGAUUUCUGAAAAACACUUCAUCCCCAUCUGUGCUCCACAGCAGCACCCUUCUGUGGAGGAGCAGUCCAUUUCAUGUCAGUAACACAACUCAACCCAUAGAAAUAUUUUUGGAUAAGCAUUACUGCCUGGUCCAGCCUUGUUUGGAUUUAGCAAGAGUCCAACCUGCCAGGUUACUUGCACUUCUUUGGAAGUUUGAGUUUGAAGCACAGGGAGAGCCCUUAGCAGUGCAGAUGCAAUUAGCAGUAGUGCAGAAUAGGCUCAAAACAGUUAAUGCUUUUCUUAAUAAUGAAAGUUUGAAGUCUCUCUAACUUGGACCAGUCAUAGCAUUGGCUGCUGCGUGGCCUGUGACUUGCCAGCAGAGGAAGGUGCCCUGAGAAGCCCUGGAAUAUUCUUCUCUUUGUGGCCUGUAAGUUCACAGCCCUGAAGAAUCUCUUCCCCAGCAGCGCGAGCCCCUUAACACAGGUAAUGGUGUUGUGGUUUGUAUUGGGAAUGCUGGGAAGGUUGCUCCAUGGUGACCACUCUCUCCUAAUGGUUCAUUGCAGACAUUUGUUUGGCUCAGUGACACUCCUGGUUCAGCUUCCAGUGCUGCUGGCUCUCCUUCUCCUGAGCUCUGGAGCUGUGCAAGCUCCCAUGCUGUUCAUGGGGAGGCUCAGGAUUAGGAAAUGCAGGCUCCACUUGCAGCACUGCUUCCUGUCUCUGGUCACUGCUGUUACCCAUUAACUUCCUCUGGCAUCCUUUGCCCUCCCUCGGGGCUGCCUGCUCCCCUAAGCUGGAGGUGUGGAGAAGAGCUUCCUUGCUUCCAGAGCAAUCUUCCAGGGAAAGGAGGUUGGCUGACCAUGUACUUAAUGGACAUUAGAAUAGGGAUUUUUUUUUUUUUUUUGAAAUCAUGCCAGUUGGAAUAAAGUGCAGACCCAAAGGAUUCUGCACAUAUCAUGAACAGAUAAUCUGUUAGAAGCAGCCUGUAAUUUACCUGAAACCUGUGAUUUUAGCUCCCACACCUGGAGAGGCCAAGCAGAUGGGCACUAUGUGUGUCAGGAAUUCAGGCUCACAGCAUCACAGUUAUUCCCAACCAUUUGACAGAGCUGAAAGGACUGGGAGUGGGAUGUCUUGAAUCUUGGAGUGGGUUGGAAAACCCCAGACUCUGUCAGUGUUUGUAGUGGUAACUUGGGGAAAGCACUAGGUUGGACUGAGUAGCAAGAAGUGCCCAGUUCCAGGUGGCAUUUCAGCACUGAAAUAUUCCACUGGACUGGUGAAGUCCAUGUGCAAUUUGAAAUUUUGUGGUGACAGGGACGUUAAUGCUGGGCUUGUUCUGCAGUAAACUGAGCAAGUGGCUGCAUGGCCUUGCACUGCAACAUAAACAAGCUGCACUGAUUGAUGUGCAUGUGUUGGUUCUUGCAAGAAAGGGAAAUGUGAUUUAAUUGUCAGGAGUGACUGAAAAAUGAAUGGGAAUUACACAGUUUGCACGGUGGAUAUAACUGCUCUGUAAUGGUGUGACAGCAGGGCUCUAAUUGUUAAUUUCUUUUGUUGGGUCACUUGCAAAUUAAGUAAGUAUCUCUGACAAAGGCAUUUUUAUGUUUCAUUAGUUUUGAGGAGGUUCCUUUUAUACUUAGUACAGACCAUUGUAAUAACUUGGCAAGACAACUGCUACACUGUGAGGAAACCCACACCAGUUCUGGGUAUUGAUUUGGUAUUUGAUGUUGGUGCUGCCAUUCUCAGGGUUGUUAAAGCACCACAUGGAAUGUGGGGUGUGCAAGGAGCUGUGUGUGUGGAUGCACAGUUGUGCAAGGGCAGAUGCCAACCCUGCCAAAACACACAAGAACUUUGUCACCUUCCGUGGGUCCCAGCAUUCCAGCUGUGGGGGAGAAGAGGGAAAUGCUCUCUUGUGGCUGCUGCCUCCUGUCCAUCAGAGACAGCCAGGCAGCCUCCAGGUUCCCUGCUUCACCUGAGGGGACCAGGGAUCAUCACCAUCAACACAGAUCCAUCUCACUUCCCUGCAGCUGUGACUGCUGCCAGCUGGGUUGUGGGUGGCACAGGAAUAUCUGCCUUGCUUCCUCCAGGAGUGUCACUUCAGCUGGCAGAGCAUUGCCCCAGAGCAGGCACAGUCACAGUGAAGUCAGAAGAAGAUGUCAAUCUGCUCACAAUUUUUGCAGUUUGUGUUUCAAGACAGAUGAAACUAAUAAAUAAAGGAAGAAAUGUAACUCUGUCCAAAGUUUUGACAAGCAAAAACAAAUAUUUGCACAGAUGUGCUGGCUGCUGCCAAUUACUUGGGAUUGCAAUGUUUUUGGAUCAAUUCAUGCCCCCCACAGCCCCAGCACUGUUUCUUCACUGCUCAGGCCCAGCAGCACCGUGGGAAGCUUCAGGCCCUGGUGGAGGGCAGGGACUGCAGCACAGAGGGAGAAGAGAAGGGCUGAGCCAGGAUGCCCAGGAGGGGGAAUGUUGGGCACCUGGGCUAUUUGCACAGAAGGGGUGUCUACUUCAGCCCAGUUGUUUCAGAGCCUCAUUUUUUCCUUCCUCAAGGAUGAGUGUUUGACCUUCAUUUUCUGUUUGUGAUGGGAUUUGAGCUGCAGGGACAGGGACAGCCAUGGUGGUGGCACAUGAUGUAGAGGUGCUGGUUCUCCAGGGUGCAGCAGGGAAGGCAGGUGGGACUUGCUCUCUGUAAUAACAGCUCUCCCCAGUGGCUUCCUCCAUGUGAUUUAUCCUCUUGUUGCAUCUGGACAGACUCACUGCACUCACUUUGCAUUGCUACAUGAAGACAAUACCAGCAGCAAAAAUUUUUUUCUUUACCUUCAGGCUGAGGCCACUUCUCCAGUCUUAGUCCAUGUGUUUGUCAAAGCCACCACAAGGCCAAGCUCAUGUUUUUCUUCUCAGAGGGGAUGUGCAGGUUUGUGUGGAGCAGGUUUGGGGAAGGGCUGCCAGGUGGCUUGGGGUGCCCACCCAUGCCAGGUGAGGGGGAUGCUCCAUGUCCCUCCCCAGCAGGGACAGCCUGAACGUGCAAUAUCAACCAGAGCUGUGUUCCCUGCCCCCUCCCCACAGCUCUUCUUUCUGCUCUGACCUUUCUGCUUCACCUGGGCCAGGCCAGCCCAGCAGAGCUGCAGGGUGUCCACAUGGGCAGCCUGCCAUCAGCUCCUGAUCCCAUGGGACAAUGAUGCAUUUUCCAAACAGAUCUCUUUUCUCUGCCUAUGAUAUUUGCUAGAUUAAAAUCUCUUUUUCCCCUACCGUGUUUAAUGUCUUCCACUGUGCAUUUUAGAAAGAAGUACUUGAUAAGGUCAUCAAAACAGCUUUUGAUUAUGGGACACACCUAACAGUUGGGGUUUUUUUGAACUGCAUGAACAUAUGGAGAAGGAAGAGGGUUUUACAUGUUGGAGAGCAUCUUUGUAAACUAUCCUUGACUUGUAAGACUGUUCAGUUUUACUGGAGUUUGUAUGCAUUUUACUUUUGUAAUUUUUUAAGUGAUUUGAUAGCAUUUUAUUUUAGGGCAAAUUCUACAUUUUGUAUGCGAUAUUCCAAUGUGGUGUAUUUUUACUUUUGAGGAAAUAAUGUUGAAACCUCUAUAUACUUGUCAAUGUAACAUAUCCAUUGUGUAAUUCCUAUUUAAAACUGGACUCUGACCAUGAAGUGCGUGUUAUUUUACGUACUGGUUGUUGCACAUUAAAGAGGUUACUCAGUUUGCUGCCA
This is a messenger RNA of Serinus canaria (Common canary), 9002 nucleotides long. It is a transcript of the gene SLC49A4, whose product is annotated as solute carrier family 49 member 4. NCBI's taxonomy places the organism in Eukaryota, Metazoa, Chordata, Aves, Passeriformes, Fringillidae. The record is from RefSeq and is a predicted model, not a curated record. Gene Ontology annotation, cellular component: membrane; intracellular membrane-bounded organelle. Bases 112 to 1548 code for a protein of 478 amino acids. The transcript is spliced from 9 exons.